This is a messenger RNA of Annulohypoxylon truncatum, 1959 nucleotides long. RefSeq names its product RNI-like protein. Gene Ontology annotation, biological process: SCF-dependent proteasomal ubiquitin-dependent protein catabolic process. The record is from RefSeq and is a predicted model, not a curated record. The transcript has a single exon. NCBI's taxonomy places the organism in Eukaryota, Fungi, Ascomycota, Sordariomycetes, Xylariales, Hypoxylaceae. The coding region runs from base 1 to 1959 and encodes 652 amino acids. Gene Ontology annotation, molecular function: protein binding. Gene Ontology annotation, cellular component: SCF ubiquitin ligase complex.
AUGACGCCACUGGAAACCCGACCAAAAGAGAAGCGUCGGCAGAGGUUGCUUCAAGGCAUCCAGCGAAUGUCUUCUUCGCCCUCUUUACAGCAGAUUGGUCGUGCUAGAUCCUCCAGCUCUCCCUAUGGCACCAAGGGCAGCUUAUCAUGUGUUAGCCUCGCAGCGACUUCGCCAUUUGGACAAUAUCCUUCCGGCAGCGUCACGCCAGGGUAUUUCUCAAAUGGCCAGUCUUCUAUACCUGGUAGCCCGACGGCCGAGCUCCCUGCGUUCGAUGGGAUUGAAACCCGUAUAGCACGUAAAGUUGCCAAUGUGUCUACAACACAUUUAAAUCCGACUACCUCCUCCCUGCCAGUCGAAUUUGCGGCUACGAGGUCUAGAUCCGGUACGGUCCGAAAGCCCCCCUUUGACUUCUGGGCUAAGAUGCCCGACGAAAUUCGAGUCCAUAUCUUGUCGUAUCUCCGACCGAAGGAGCUCGUUCGCAUCUCACGCCUGAGCAAGGACUUUCACAAAUUCUGUUUCGACGGCCAGUUGUGGACCCAUUUCGAUGCUACCGAAUUCUACAUGGAAAUACCUGCAGAAGCUCUGGCUAAGAUUAUACUCUCGGCUGGUCCUUUUGUGAAAGAGUUGAAUAUUCGCGGAUGCCUCCAAAUCGAGCAUUACGAACGGGCCGAGGUCAUUGCCACGUCUUGCAAGAAUCUAAUUAAUGCAACAUUGGAGGGAUGUCGAAAUUUCCAGCGAAACACCUUGCACAACCUUAUUCGAACUAACGAGAAACUUGCCAAUCUAAAUCUUACAAGCAUGUCAGCUGUGACAAACAGCACUUGCAAGAUCAUUUCGCAACAUUGCCCGCAACUCGAGACACUCAAUGUAUCGUGGUGUAAGCAUAUGGACGCACGAGGAGUUAAGAUGGUAGUCCUUGGGUGUCCAAGGCUACGGGAAGUAAGAGCCGGAGAAGUCAAGGGGUUUAACAAUAUAAGCGUAGCGGAAGCCAUCUUCACGACGAACAACCUUGAAAGGCUCGUAUUGAGCGGUUGCACGGAUCUUGAUGACGAGGCUUUCAAGACCAUGAUCCAUGGCAGCCAACCUGAAAUCGAUAUUCUUACAGAUCGACCAAUCGUCCCACCAAGGAGGCUCAAACAUCUGGACCUUAGCCGAUGCUCACAAUUAACAAGUCCAGCAGUGGCUGUAUUGGGUCAUCUCGUUCCUGACCUACAAGGAUUGCAACUGAGCGGAUGUACCUCAUUAACUGACGCAGCCCUCCAACCAAUUCUUGCUUCAACUCCUCGUCUCACUCACCUAGAAUUAGAGGAGCUCUCGGAGUUGACCAAUGACAUUCUCUCCCAACAUUUGGCUAAGGCCCCAUGUGCACCGAAGCUCGAGCAUCUUUCCGUGAGUUACUGCGAAAAUAUCAGUGACACCGGCAUGUUGCCCAUCAUGAAAAAUUGUGUCAGCCUCAAGAGUGUGGAUAUGGACAAUACACGAAUCGGUGACUUAGUACUCACAGAGGCCGCUGCUAUGGUUAGGUCUCGGUCAAACCGAACAUCGACGCGUAGUUCGCGUCCUCACAUCGGACUGAAACUAAUCGUGUACGAUUGUCAAAUGGUCACGUGGACAGGCAUCCGGGAGAUUCUGUCUUGGAAUGCUGAAAUUCGGCAACCACAUGAGAGUUCGGCAACAUACCCAACCGAGAUUAUCGGUCUCAAAUGCUUUUAUGGGUGGCAACAGACGGUAGAGCAGCAUACGCAACGGGUCCUGAAGGGCGACUUCGCCGCCGCUGCGAGAUUAGAGAGGAAGUGGGCAGAUUAUAUGCAAGCUGUCGAGGAGGCAGGAGCAGCCGGUGCCGGAUCUAGACGACGGAGACGACGGGCUCGAGAGGCGCAAAUGCUACACGAAGACGAGCAAGGAGGGGCUGGUCGCCGCCGAGCACGGACCGUGGCGGCUGCUUGCGCCGUCAUGUAA